AUUUCAAGCCUCAACUAUGAAUAGCAACGCAAUACGAAAUUGAGAUAUCGAAGUUAACGUUUUUUCCCAUCUACAGGGUAUGCACCAAUGAGGGAAGGAUGAUUAGCGCCCGGUCUGAUUCAACGUGCACGCAGUUCAUUCUUCCUCAUGAGCGUGCAAGAAAUACGAAUUCGACAUUACUCCUGCACACAGGCAGCUAGCGCCGCCGAAGCCUUGCUGAGGGAGAAAUGCUUAGGCUUAUCCAUUGUCCAAGCACCAGGCCGUGAUAUGGACUACCUCGCCGUUGCUACACCUCAGGAGGUCGUUGUCAUUUCCCUAUCAACGGUGGACACAACUUUUUCCAAGGACGACUCGCUUUGCACUUUGCUGUACUCGAAGAAGCCUGCUCUAGCUGGAUUCCAUAUGCCACAGGCUCGCUAUUCAGAUUCAUUGCCGUUUGAAAUGCCAUGUACAAGGUAUCGACUUGUCCACUUUCCGAUCGAAAUCUCCCGGGCAUCUAUCUUAUCCUUCGAAUGCUCCUUUCUGAAACAUCGUCAAGCCAAGUUUGACGGUUUCAUGGUGGACAGUCUGUGGAAUGAUAAGCUCGGCGAGGCGGAAGAUGAGUUAUUCAGGAAGGUUUGCUUUCGGGCGUGGAUCUCUGCUAUUAUCAUCCAGAAGAAUACGAGUACUACACCUCUAAUCCAAGCCUGUCGAGACUCGAUGGCUAAAACGGGAGGUUCUCGAGUGUCUAGGUCACCUACUGUCCCAGGUCGAUAUUCUGGAACGUGUCAAACCGACGGAGAUUUCCAAUGACUUCACCGAAGUUAAUGUGGAUAGCAGCGGCCAAGUGCAGUUACACAAUUCCCGUUUCAAGACACGGGUAUGCGCAGGUAGACAGCUUGCAGUCGUUUUGACUACCUCAGACGGUCAUGAAUUCAGAGGGCGGCCAACGAAAGCAUACGGUAAACGAACCCAUAUCAACGUUUCAGGCUCCUUUUCCGGAACGGUGACCGGUGUUAAAGUCAUUGGCAGAGAGAGACCGACGAAUGCUGAAAGGGCCCGCGACAUGCUCCUGCUUCGUGCUUUACAGGGCGAAUGUCAUAUCAGGCAA
Molecule: messenger RNA, 1090 nt
Organism: Desarmillaria tabescens
Lineage: Eukaryota; Fungi; Basidiomycota; Agaricomycetes; Agaricales; Physalacriaceae
Exons: 5
Coding region: 148-792 (214 amino acids)
Source: RefSeq, a predicted model, not a curated record